GUUACAUUUCAAACUUUUAUUUACAUCUUUCCAGAAAAUAAGAAGUUUUCCAUGCAAGCAACAAGUCGCGAACCCGGCAAGGAGAGGCAGCUCCUCAUUCUUAUGAAGGGCCUCCCAGGUUCCGGAAAGUCAACACUCGCCGCUGCAUUAGCACGUGCUCUCAGAUGCCCGCUUGUUGAUAAGGACGAUGCGCGAGACACCUUCCAAACCGUUGUACGACAAGCACCUGACAUCGAUUGGAACGCCUUGUCGUACGAUGUCAUGUUUCGAACCGCGGCACGACAGCUGGCGUUAGGCCUAUCUGUCGUACUUGACUGCCCCUUGUCAAGACGCCAACUGUACGAGCAAGCUUGCGAGGUGGCCGCGAGGUGCAGCAACAGCAGUGCAAUAGCUGGUGUUAGGACAACUGCUGCUACGGCGCGCGCAACAGUACCCGCUUCUCCUCCCCCUCCUCCUUCGCCUCUUGCUGCUCCUCCUCCCGCUGCUGCUCCUACAUCUGUGCUGGUUGUGCUAGUAGACGUUGAAUGCAGCGAUGAGGUGGUCUGGAGGCAGCGGCUGGAAGCCAGGGGUGCGUUAGAUCAGGGCACGGAGCGAGGCCACAAGCCGGCCAGCUGGGAUGAGCUUCAAGCCCUGCUUUCCAGGUACGGCGGCAGUUGGCGUUGGAGCACUGACGGCAGUGUCGAGGUGCCGUACAGGGUGCCCGUCUGUACGGCAACUGCCAGCGUUGGAGACAACGUUGGUGUGGUGUUGGAAUACCUGCAGCGCACGUGAGGAGGUACGUCAUUUUCGGGUGAAGGAGAGAUUCCUGAUGAGCCCUUCCAUCCCCCUUGUCACCCCGCAACGCCCUUCCGCAGGCUUUGAUGUUGCUGCUAUGACAAGUGCCUCAUCAACGAAUGGAUGAGUAGCCGCUACAGGCCAGGUGCCCAAGGAGGCAACCUAGUGCUGACGCGGCCGGUGUGGACUCAGCCAACUGAAAGCAGCAACUGGGGAGGGAUGUGCUCGGGUGCCAGGGAAGAGCUCCCUCUUUAGUACAUGUCGUUGCGUGUUGGGUACGGGUUUGCAUGGUCAUGGAAAGGUCGCAAACAAGCAGCCCAGGAGGCGCCGAGAAGCCAUGAUUGGGUCGUAUGCUUCGAAGGACGAUGAGUGGCUGUUGGAUAGGUUGCGGUGAACCCGUGCAUGUGAUAGAAGCUUUUAUGGGCACAGGGAGCUUGUAAACGCCAGGGAACAGGGAACAUACUCCCGGGCCAGGUUUGUUACAAAGGUGGAA
Astrephomene gubernaculifera is the source of this 1267-nucleotide messenger RNA. The record is from the annotation of a GenBank genome assembly. Lineage: Eukaryota; Viridiplantae; Chlorophyta; Chlorophyceae; Chlamydomonadales; Astrephomenaceae.